UACAAAUUUCGCCAAACCAAAAGCCGAAGCCCAUCACCAGCUCCAACAUCAACACCAACACAAAACAGACCAGCCUACUGGUGCAGCGCAACGAUGAGCACGAUACUCAGCGCCAUUUCUUUUGUGCUGAUGUUCUUGGCAGCUUGGCCACAAGCAUCGGCCGCAGUGUCUGGACCCGCCGGAGGGAUCCUGCAGAUCCCAUCUAAUCGCUCCUUGGCUCACUGCAUCACAAGGUGCGGGGACAUUGACUUCUCCUAUCCCUUUGGUAUAGGGUCCGGCUGCUUUCGUCAAGGCUUCGAUCUCACCUGCAACCACUCAACCAAGCAUCCCAAGCUCUUUUUAGGCAGAAGCACUGUCCAGGUCACUAACAUCGACUCCAGCUAUGGCAUAGUUUUGACCCCUAUAAUCUUCAAGCUUGCAACAAGGCCAGGUACAAAUACCUACAACAUGACAUGGGAGGCCCCUGCUAAAGGUAUUACUCUCGCUAGUUAUAAUACUUUGUUCAUAGCUGGUUGUGAUUUCGACGUCACCUUGUUCAAGUAUGGUACGGGAGACAUGGUUGGUUCUUGUAUGAGUAGAUGUGCCGGCAAGAAGGCACCAACUGGAGGGCAUUGUAAUGGAAUAGGCUGCUGCCUCAUCCAGUUACCGAGGGACCUGGCAGCCUUUCGGGCAAAACUUGUCAGCACUAAUACUACUGCAACACAAUCAGAUUGGUUGCACCCUGGCAUCAUGGCUUUAGUUUCAAGUGAUCCAGAUUAUUACAGUUAUAAUACAUCUGAUCUUUUCUCUAGUUGGACAAAUGAUAGCAUGAUUGAUGGCGCAGUUCUUAGAGUUGCCAUCAUGGACCAACAAAGCUGUGAAGGUGCACAACUGAAGAACGAAAGCUAUGCAUGCAGCAACGGUAGCAGUUGUCAGAAUUCCUCAUCCGGUGGUUACCAAUGUGUCUGCUCUAGUUAUGGACAAGGCAACCCUUACAUUUUAGAUGGAUGCAUGCAAGAUUAUAACCCAAAGCCCAAAGAACACUGUCCUGCAUCAUGUGGACCCAUUACUAUUCCCUUCCCCUUUGGGCUUGAAGAAGGAUGUUGUGCAAACGAAAAAUUUCAUCUUAAUUGUACCUCUGGCAAUCUCACAGUCUCUGUCUCAAAAGAUGCACAAUAUCAGGUGACCGGUAUCUCCGUGGAAGAUGGGACUCUGACUGUUAGCAAUAUGGUGAACGGAAGUAAUGAAAAAGAGGCAAUAUUAAUCCAGACUGAAGAUGUAUAUGGAGUGGACUCACCUAUGGAAGAUCAAUUUGAUUUCUCUGUGGAAUACAACAUUGUUAUAAAGUGGGCGGUUGCCAAUUUAACAUGUGAAACAGCUAUGCAAAAGGAUACUGAGUAUGCAUGUCGCAGUUCCCAGAGCUAUUGCCUAAACGUCACCCACGGAGAAAUAUUUAUGGGAUAUCGUUGUAAAUGUUCGUCAGGCUUUCAAGGAAAUCCGUACGUCAAUGCUGGCUGCACAGAUAUUGAUGAAUGCACACUACAAAAUUACUGCAAUGGGACAUGUCAAAAUUCUUUUGGAAACUUCACAUGCUCAAGUUGCCCACAUAGACAAGAGUUUGAUCCGAUAAAAAGGCAGUGUGUUACAUCAGCGAAGCAACACAAUAUUAUUUUGGGUAUUGCAACUGGAACUGGAUGUGGCCUUGGAUCCAUAAUUAUUGCAGUCUGUGUAGUUGUAUUUGCCAACAAGUGGAAGAAAGGCAUCCAGAAGAGAAUCCGACAAGCACACUUCAAGAAAAAUCAAGGCCUACUCUUGCAGCAGUUGAUAUCAGAUGAAAGCGCCACAAACAAAACAACGAUAUUCUCCUUAGAGGAACUAGAGAAGGCAACCAACAACUUUGAGGCCACUCGUGUUCUUGGUCGUGGAGGACACGGUACAGUUUAUAAAGGGAUUCUAUCUGACCAACGGGUGGUGGCUAUUAAAAAAUCCAAAAUUGUGGAGCAGACUGAGAUAGACCAGUUUAUCAAUGAGGUUGCUAUCUUAUCUCAAAUCAUUCACCGCAAUGUGGUAAAGCUAUUUGGUUGUUGCCUCGAAUCUGAGGUGCCUUUGCUGGUGUACGAGUUUAUAUCUAAUGGUACAUUGCAUGACCUUCUUCACAUUGAUGUUACUGCCAAAUGUGUGCUGUCAUGGGAUGAUCGCAUUAGGAUUGCUGUAGAAGCAGCAGGGGCACUUGCUUAUCUACACUCGGCUGCUGCAAUACCGAUUUUCCAUAGAGACGUAAAAUCGUCUAACAUACUAAUGGAUAGCAGCUUCGCUACGAAGGUUUCUGACUUUGGUGCUUCAAGGUCUCUUUCCCUCGAUGAGACUCAUGUGGUGACUAUUGUCCAAGGAACAUUUGGUUACCUAGAUCCAGAGUAUUACCAUACCGGGCAGCCAACUGAAAAGAGUGAUGUCUAUAGUUUUGGAGUAAUACUUGUGGAACUUUUGACAAGAAGAAAGCAAAUUUUUAUCAAUGAUCUUGGUGGAAAACAAAACUUGUCCCAUUAUUUCGUGGAAGGAUUGCAACAGGGAGCAAUCAUGGAAAUAAUGGAUCCUCAGGUUGUCAACGAGGCAAACCCGGAAGAGAUUGAUGAUAUUGGCUCACUUGCGGAAGCAUGCCUGAGACUCAAAGGAAGAGAUAGACCUACUAUGAAAGAAGUAGAUAUGAGGUUGCAAUUCCUGAGAACUAAGAGGCCAAGAAAAUGCGAGAUUCUCCCAGCUAGUGAUGAGGAGAUUGAGCCUUUUUUAUGCCCAAAGGUUGGUAAUUCUGAUGCACCAAUGAAUUCUAUCAAUGCUGGUAAUUCAACAUCAAAAGGCACCUCCAGUUGCUACAGUCUCGAGCAAGAACUCUCAUCGUCGGUCACUUGACCACGCUAACUACAUAUGUGCAAUACUACAAUCGCAUCCUUCCUAGUAUUCAUUUGAAUUACCAUUUAUUUUCUAUGGAUUUAUAUUAAGUUACAUAUAGUUCACAUUAGAAAAGAUUAUGUAAUGUAGUUUAGCUUCUGUAUAUUUGCAAAAUUUAUUUGUAGCUCAUGUCAGUUGUGUACAAUUGCAUUGCAAUUAUUUGCAAUGAAUAUGCCUGCAAUGAAUAA
This is a messenger RNA of Triticum aestivum (bread wheat), 3113 nucleotides long. RefSeq names its product wall-associated receptor kinase 3. NCBI's taxonomy places the organism in Eukaryota, Viridiplantae, Streptophyta, Magnoliopsida, Poales, Poaceae. Gene Ontology annotation, molecular function: ATP binding; polysaccharide binding; calcium ion binding. Bases 94 to 2886 code for a protein of 930 amino acids. Gene Ontology annotation, cellular component: plasma membrane. The record is from RefSeq and is a predicted model, not a curated record. The transcript has 5 exons. Gene Ontology annotation, biological process: cell surface receptor signaling pathway; protein phosphorylation.